CGCCGUCAACGUAAAUGUUUAUCGGCGCAGAACUAUUCUUUUGAUUUGUUUAUACAUACUUCAUUUAAAACCACAAAAUAAAGCUUGGAAAAUGUUGUACGAAACAGAUUCGGACGAGGAGAAUUUGGCUGUUAUUAAUUUGGAAGAAAUACAAGCGUCAUCGUCAUCAAGUUUGAAUAAAAAUUGUAAUAAUGUUAAAAGUUCCGAAGCUGAAAUACCACAAAUGAUUGAUGUCCCACAAAAGUAUUUGAAAUGCUUAGAAGAAGAGUUUGGGCAUUCAUCUUUUCGUCCUAUUCAGUGGAUAAUAAUACGGAGUAUACUAGAAGAUGAACGUGAUAAUUGUGCAGUAAUGGCAACAGGUUAUGGUAAAUCAUUAACAUAUCAAUUUCCACCUAUAUUUUUAAAGAAAGUUGCCGUAGUAGUAACACCGCUCAUAUCCCUAAUGGAAGAUCAAGUAGCUGCAUUGAAUUUAACUCGAGAAAGAGCGUGUUUGUUGGGUUCAGCACAAAAAAAACGUAAUAUGGAACAACGUAUAAUGAAUUUGGAAUAUAAUCUAGUUUAUGCAACUCCAGAAUAUAUUACAGCAGACUGUGGGAUAAAACUGCUUCGAGACCUUGGAAACAAUUUAAUUUUAUUGGCAAUAGAUGAGGCCCAUUGUAUCUCACAGUGGGGUCAUGAUUUUCGUUUUGCUUAUCGAAAACUAAGUAUAAUUAGACGCACCAUACCGAAAUGCCCAAUUUUAGCUUUAACUGCAACGGCCACUUUAGAGGUUCGCAAUGAUAUUUGCCAUCAGUUAUGCUUAAAGAAUCCUCAGCUAAUUAAUUCAGGAUUUGAUCGUAUAAAUUUGGAAUUAAUAGUGCGACAAAGAUCAUCAACUAAAGGCGGCCUUGGAGUUUGGCUUGAUUUAGGUACACACAUUCAAUGGGCACUUAAUGCUCAAGGAUCCGUUAUAGUAUAUUGCAAUACUUGCAGUUAUGCUGAAAGUGUUGCUAGUGAAAUUCAAAAACACGUUCCUUGUCAUUAUUAUCAUGGAAAAUUGUCAAUGAAACAAAAACAGUCUUAUCACCACGAAUUUACGAGAGAUAUUGUGCGUGUUAUUGUAGCAACAAUGGCUUUUGGAAUGGGCAUUGACAAACCGGAUGUACGACUUGUUAUUCACUAUGGAGCUCCCAAUGAUAUAGAACGCUACUAUCAAGAGGUGGGUCGCGCUGGGCGUGAUGGAUUGCAUUCAAAGUGCAUUCUUUUUUAUAACUCAACUGAUUGGACCACACAUCAACGAAUACGGCAAGAAUCCAAUGCAAAUACAAAACAUUCAAUGCAUUUGGAAAAUUUAGCUAUGAAAAUGGCAACAUAUACUCGUAUAUCAACAUGUCGCCGUAAAUUUAUCCUGGAAUAUUUUGAUGAUGACGCAGCUAAAGAACUACAGGCUCGUAAGGAUUGUUGCGACAACUGUUUUCUUAUAUCCAAUAAUGUUGAUUACCGCGAUAUUUAUGAGGGAUUGGAUAAUGAAGGCAAUUUAAAUAUUACGGAAGAUGCUCUUAUAUUUCUGACUCUCCUUAGAGAUUUGAAAGGUCGUUUUGGUUUGGGUAAAAUUAUUAUGAUACUUCGAGGUUCAAAGAGACAAGAAUUGCCAAGACAAUAUUACUCACAUAGUUUAUUUGGAAAAGGUUCGAAAAAAACAGAAGCUUGGUAUAAAAUUUUAUCAGAAAAUUUACAAGAUCUCGGUUUUGUACAUACCAUAACAAAGCAAGGUGCAUUUGGUGCAUUUACAUUAUUAGAUAUAACCAAAACUGGCGAUAAGUGGUUAGAUGCAGUGCCUCAUAAACGAGAACCUAUCAAAAUAAAACCAUAUUCCGAUAUACUGAAAUUUUUAAAGCCAAAACAAGCACAAAUCGUAUCUACGAUUCAACAUAACAAUUCUGUUAAAAAUACAACUGUAAAUUCUGAGUUUGAUGAUAAACUAAUGAGUUCUUUAAUAAAGUUGCGGGGAGAGUUAGCUCAUGAUUUAGAUGUUAUGCCGUAUAUGAUUGCAUCUAACAGGGCUUUAAAUCAAAUAAUUGAAUGUAAACCAAAAAGCAUUCAAGAAUUGAGAGAUUGUAAGCUUGAUGGUUUUUAUGAAGCAAAAUACUUACGUUUUGGAAAUGAAUUUCUCAACUGUGUUCAAAAAACAAUGAACUUAAAAUCCGGAAGCCAGCUGGAACUGUCCAAGCCAACAGAAACUGGAAAUAUAUUAUCCAACGAUGAUCAACUUUGGGAAAAUGAAUCCAUUGAUGCAGAUUUAUCACAAGUUGGUGAUGAGAUAGAAAAACAAUUGCAAUCAUCGGGAAGUAAAGAUCUAGAGGAUCCAAAUUCGGAAUCAGAAUUAGAUUUACUAUUAGCAGAUUUGGAGAACGUGCAAAAAGAAAUAAAAAACGAAGAGUCGAAUUGUGAAUCUGUAUCUACAAUUACUCAUCCGUCCGCUAUAAGCACUACAUUAUUAACAUUAAAAAGAAAGCAGCCCAUCUAUCAGUAUGACGAUAGCUCCGAUGAAGAUGAUGGUAAUAAAGAAAUAUUAAAUGUAAAAACACAAGAUACAGUUAGACCAGAAACAUCAAACAACUGCAAUCCUAUUUCAAAAAGUCGAGUUUUACCUGCCUGGAUGCAGAAAAAAAGAUAAUUUUUUUGUUGACUAUAAUUAAAAUGAUAGAAAAAUAACACAGGCCAAUAAAAUUUAAUAAAACGAAUCCUAGUAGGUAAAGUAAAUACUGCAAAAA
This is a messenger RNA of Lucilia cuprina (Australian sheep blowfly), 2753 nucleotides long. RefSeq names its product Werner syndrome ATP-dependent helicase homolog. The record is from RefSeq and is a predicted model, not a curated record. Gene Ontology annotation, cellular component: nucleus; cytoplasm; chromosome. NCBI's taxonomy places the organism in Eukaryota, Metazoa, Arthropoda, Insecta, Diptera, Calliphoridae. The transcript is spliced from 3 exons. Bases 92 to 2656 code for a protein of 854 amino acids. Gene Ontology annotation, biological process: DNA replication; double-strand break repair via homologous recombination; telomere maintenance. Gene Ontology annotation, molecular function: four-way junction helicase activity; nucleic acid binding; 3'-5' DNA helicase activity.